Molecule: messenger RNA, 231 nt
Organism: Ostertagia ostertagi
Lineage: Eukaryota; Metazoa; Nematoda; Chromadorea; Rhabditida; Trichostrongylidae
Source: the annotation of a GenBank genome assembly
AUGGCACGUGGUCAUCAAAAGAUUCAAUCUCAACAGAAGGCUCAGAAGAAGGCUGAAGCAUUGAGAAAGUCCCAAGGCUGCGACCAGCGCGGAGCUGCUCAGAAGGCAUUGCAUCACAAAUGCGCAGUGUGCAUGGCACAGAUGCCUGAUCCGAAAACUUAUAAGCAGCACUUUGAAAGCCGUCAUCCGAAAGCACCGCUCCCCGCCGAAUUGGAAGCUAUUCAGUCGUAA